UGACACUAUAUUUGAUACUUUACAAACUUAAGACACAUUUUCUUCUCGACAUAUGUCUAUAAAAAGUACUUAAUCCUACUCUCUUGAAAGAUCCACAAACACGUGAUACACAAUAUAAAAGUACUAAAAAUCACAUUUUUGAUACUUGUAUCUGUGUCAAAUAGUACCGCUUAUUCUUAAUGACAUAGACAUGUUUUAUGAACCUUUCUUUAGAGCCUGCACCUCCACAAGGACCCUCCUCCAAAUCCAUGCCCAGCUAUUGGUCACAGGCCUCCAUAAAAAGGCCCAAAUAGCUACUAAACUUGUCAACGUUUAUUCUAAAUUUGGUGACGUCGAGCCUGCUACAUUAGUCUUUAGAAGGGUCACUGACCCAGAUGCUUUUCUCUAUGGAGUUAUGAUGAAAAGCUAUGUAUGGAAUGGGUUCUUUGAGGAACCCAUUAUGCUUUACCAUGACAUGCUUCUUGAGCUUUUGCCUGGUAAUUUCACAUACCCACCUGUACUUAGAGCUUGCUCUGGUCUAAACCAUCUGAUUAUGGGCAAGAAGAUCCAUGGUAUCAUAAUUCAAAAUGGGUUUGAAUCAGAUAAUAUAAUUCAGACUUCUCUGGUGCAUAUGUACACAACUUGCAGUUGUUUGGAUGAUGCUCGUAAAGUUUUCGAUAGAAUUUUGGAGAGAGAUGUGGUUUCAUGGAGCUCUAUGGUUUCUGGUUAUGCACACAAUGGGAGGACUAUCCAAGCUAUUGAGACUUUUUCAGAGAUGAGUUUGAGAGGUGUGGAGAUCGAUUCUGUGACCUUGCUUGGGGUGACUCAAGCUUUCUCUAAUGUGGGGUCUUUAAAACAGGGGAAGCUGAUACAUGGUUAUUUACUGAGGAGGGGGAUUUCAAUUGAUUGGUCGGUUGAGAAUUCACUAAUUUCCUUAUAUAUCAACUGUGGUUGCUUAGAUAGUGCGCAUAAGUUGUUUUCAGUGAUGCCGGAAAAAAGUGUUGUUCUAUGGAAUAAGAUGGUUACUAUCUAUGCUCAAAAUGGUUUAUAUGAGGAGGCAUUGAGACUUUUCAGUCAAAUGAUGAGACAAGGAUUUGGGCCUGAUUCUUUUACCUUUGCUGUUUCUUUCUCAUCUUGUGCAAAUCUAGGAAACUUUGUGCUUGGGAGUCAAGCCUAUUGUGUUGUAAUAAAAACUGGCUUUGAAUCUAAUGAAUUUGUUCAUAACUCCCUCAUAGAUAUGCACUGUAAAUGUGGGUUUGUGUGUGAUGCAUGGAAGAUCUUCGAGAACAUAGAAGACAAAGGUCUUGUGGCUUGGAAUUCGAUGAUCUGUGGGUAUGGACAAAAUGGUAAUUCUGUUGAAGCGAUAACCCUUUUCGAUAGGAUGCUUAGAGAAUACCCUGAGCCUAAUAGGGUGACCUUUCUCAGUGCAAUUCAGGCUUGUUCCCAUCUGGGUUUUCUAGAGAAAGGAAGAUGGAUCCACCAAAAGUCCAUUACCCAUGGUUUUGAUAAUGAUUCUUAUGUUUCUACAUCUCUCAUUGACAUGUAUGCAAAGUGUGGAGACAUUGAAAUGGCUCGAAAAGUGUUUGAAAACAUGAGAGAGAAGAAUGUAGUCUCAUGGAGUGCCAUGAUUGCAGGUUAUGGCAUGCAUGGCUAUCUGGCAAAGGCGAUUUCACUGUUCAAAAAAAUGGAAGGUUCGUGUGUGAAGCCAAACACUGUUACUUUCGUGAGCAUGCUUUCAGCUUCUAGCCAUAGUGGAAGUGUUGAGACAGGCUGGUUCUAUUUCGUAUCCAUGAAAAGAGAUUACCAAAUUAUUCCAAUACUAGAACACUAUGCUUGCAUGGUUGACCUUCUAAGUCGCGCAGGCCAACUUGAUGAUGCAUAUGAGUUCAUAGCAUCGUGCCCUGUGAAACCCAAUGCUAGUAUGUGGGGUGCUUUGCUUGGUGGCUGUAAAAUCUAUCAAAGGAUGGACCUUAUCAAAGAUAUUCAGAAGCAUAUUUUAGAGCUAGAACCAGAGAAUGAUGGAUACUAUGUCUUGCUAUCAAAUAUUUAUGCUGAUAGUGGGAGAUGGGAAGACUUUGGAAGGUUAAGAACAAUGAUGAAAGAUAUGGGAAUAAAGAAGGCACCUGGAUAUAGCCUAGUUGAAAUGAAUGGAAAGGCUCAUAAAUUUGUUGCCGGGGAUACUUCGCAUCCAAAACUGGAGGAGGUUAUGAGGUUUCUGGAGUCCAUGGAAAGUUUGGAAGAAGAAGAGAGAGGUUACCCACCACUCCAAGCGUCCUUGAGGCUCAAUAUAGAGGAAGAAAGGAAGGAAAUUGUUCUUAGAAGCCACAGUGAGAAGCUAGCUAUGGCUUUUGGGAUCAUCAGCACGAACCCAGGGGUGACAAUUCGUAUCACGAAAAAUCUGCGUAUUUGCUCUAACUGCCACAGUUUCACAAAGUUUGUUGCUAAGGUCACAGGCAGAGAGAUUAUCAUGAGAGAUUUGAACCGUUUCCACCAUUUCAAGGAUGGUUCUUGUUCAUGUGGAGAAUAUUGGUGAUCGUACAUGCAUAAAUGCAUUCGUACAUAAAUAUACAUUUACAUGCACACAGAUACAUGCAUCCAUAGAAGCCAGAUUGAUAUUAACAUUAAUUUUUCAUUUCCUUUUUUAUGUUCUAAUGAGUAAUUAAAGCAUUCCAUAUUGUGUGUGUAUGACAUGCAUAGGUGUAUUUGUCAUUUAUCGUUUGUUCACUUUUCACAAGUAAUAGAAUCAUUGAUACAGUAUUGGGGGAGA
Molecule: messenger RNA, 2746 nt
Organism: Amborella trichopoda
Lineage: Eukaryota; Viridiplantae; Streptophyta; Magnoliopsida; Amborellales; Amborellaceae
Product: pentatricopeptide repeat-containing protein At1g11290, chloroplastic
Biological process (GO): RNA modification
Molecular function (GO): RNA binding; zinc ion binding; protein binding
Source: RefSeq, a predicted model, not a curated record